Molecule: messenger RNA, 1167 nt
Organism: Neocloeon triangulifer
Lineage: Eukaryota; Metazoa; Arthropoda; Insecta; Ephemeroptera; Baetidae
Exons: 10
Coding region: 190-1167 (325 amino acids)
Source: RefSeq, a predicted model, not a curated record
AUUUUCAACUCUGGGGGUCAUUUAAUUGAUUCCACAAUUUAUGGCACUUGGAUUAACUCGGAAAAAUCAACAUUCUUUCUUGGAAAGGCGUUAGUCACAUGGCGUGAAAGCUUCACUCAGUGUGCACAAUUUGGUUUGAGUCCUCUUUCGCUGGAAUCGAUUGAUGAUUUUGACACUUUAAAUAAUUCGAUGAAAAGUUGGAGGUCAUACCUGAGAUUUUGGACUUUGGGCACAAGGAGCGACUUCUCUAGUUUAAGUCCUCUUUGGUGCAAUACCAGGGCUGCAGUACCUAGUUGGCCGACGGAAAUUAUCAACCUUAGCAACAAAACGCUCAACGGAUUAUUUGAUUGCAUCGUUUUUAGAGCUAAUAAAAGCAUGUCCAAUAUUACAGUGCAAUAUUUCCCGCUGCUUGCACUUGCAAACUGCAGCCAAAAGUAUGGGCUGGCGUGCAAAGGGCCGCUCACUCCCAAGCCUUCUAUUCGAGAAAGAUGUCCUUUGCAGCUAUUAAAAAAUGCGUCACUCUAUGAAAACAACACUGGGACUCUGAAAUAUGCUGGUAAUUACGGUAGAUGGGUGCAGAAGUGCGACAAAUUUUAUGUUUUCAGCUUUGUAACAAAAAACUUCACGCAAUCUCUCUCAUGGGAUGCAGCGAAAGCCUCAUGUGAAAACAUUGGAUACAAACUGUUUACAAUUGACACUAUAUUAGAUCCAAAGAUGACCUGCGUCAAGGACUUUUUCAAAGACAAUCCACUGUCUUAUAAUAGGAAUCACUGGAUAUCUGGAAUGUUCUUGGACUCUCCAGAAAAAAUGAAAUACAUGUGGUGCUCGAAUUAUGAAACGGUGAAUUUGAAUUCAAGCUACUGGGGCGUUGGGAAUCCACCGACCGCAAAAGAGGACACAUGUCUCAGCAUUGUUUUUCUCCCAAAUAGAGACCCGUAUGUCGAGGCAAUACCGUGCAAAUCAAAUUUGUCCUACAUCUGCGAAGUGAGCCUAAAUGGCAUUUUCAUGGACGACGCCUUUUACAGACUCAUUGAAAGCGUUUUGGACGCGGACGAUGAUACUACGGGGAGCUACGACAGUUUCAAAACUUGCCAGGAUGGCGUGGCAGCACAAAAGGGUUGCGAGGCAUUAGCAAAGCAAAAAUCCAGUUUCCUGCCUGCAAUCUAA